This is a messenger RNA of Penicillium brevicompactum, 1155 nucleotides long. Its product is annotated as isocitrate dehydrogenase (NAD(+)) IDH1. Gene Ontology annotation, molecular function: isocitrate dehydrogenase (NAD+) activity; NAD binding; magnesium ion binding. The record is from RefSeq and is a predicted model, not a curated record. The transcript is spliced from 5 exons. The coding region runs from base 1 to 1155 and encodes 384 amino acids. Gene Ontology annotation, cellular component: mitochondrion. Gene Ontology annotation, biological process: tricarboxylic acid cycle; isocitrate metabolic process. NCBI's taxonomy places the organism in Eukaryota, Fungi, Ascomycota, Eurotiomycetes, Eurotiales, Aspergillaceae.
AUGUUCUCCCGAACGGCCCAACCUGCUCGGACCCUGCUCCGCAGUGCUUCCGCAGCUUCUUCUCUCGGUCGCUCCGUUCCUGCGAGAUCUUUCGCCAGCCUCCAGUCCGACACCUUCAAGCCUACCAAGUAUGGUGGCAAGUACACCGUCACCCUGAUUCCCGGUGAUGGUAUCGGUGCCGAGGUCGCCGAGUCCGUGAAGACCAUCUUCAAGGCCGACAACGUUCCCAUUGAGUGGGAGCAGGUCGACGUGACCGGUGUUGUCACCGGUAACAAGCACUCCGAGGAGCUUUUCCGCGAGUCCCUCGCUUCUCUCAAGCGCAACAAGCUCGGUCUGAAGGGUAUCCUUCACACUCCCGUCGAGCGCUCCGGCCACCAGUCCUUCAACGUCGCCCUCCGUCAGGAGUUGGACAUCUACGCCUCCAUCUCCCUGAUCAAGAACAUCCCCGGUUACGACACCCGCCACAAGGAUGUCGACCUGUGCAUCAUCCGUGAGAACACCGAGGGUGAGUACUCCGGUCUCGAGCACCAGUCCGUCCCCGGUGUCGUCGAGUCCCUGAAGAUCAUCACCCGCGCCAAGUCCGAGCGCAUCGCCAAGUUCGCCUUCAGCUUCGCUCUGGCCAACAACCGCAAGAAGGUCACCUGUAUUCACAAGGCCAACAUCAUGAAGCUGGCCGAUGGUCUCUUCCGCAGCACAUUCCACAAGGUCGCGGAGAACUACCCCACCCUCGAGGUGAACGACAUGAUUGUCGACAACGCCUCCAUGCAGGCUGUCUCCCGCCCCCAGCAGUUCGACGUCAUGGUCAUGCCUAACCUUUACGGAGGUAUCCUGUCCAACGUCGGUGCUGCCCUCGUUGGUGGACCCGGUCUUGUCCCCGGUUGCAACAUGGGCCGUGACGUCGCCGUCUUCGAGCCCGGUUGCCGUCACGUCGGUCUCGACAUCAAGGGCAAGGACCAGGCCAACCCCAGUGCCAUGAUCCUGUCUGGCUCCAUGCUCCUGCGUCACCUUGGUCUUGACUCCCACGCCAACCGUAUCUCCAAGGCUGUCUACGAUGUCAUCGGCGAGGGUCAAACCCGCACUCGCGACAUGGGUGGUCAGGCUACUACCCACGAGUUCACCCGUGCCGUUCUGGACAAGAUGGAGGCAUCUCUGUAA